Messenger RNA from Penicillium lagena, 1722 nucleotides. Its product is annotated as fungal specific transcription factor domain-containing protein. Lineage: Eukaryota; Fungi; Ascomycota; Eurotiomycetes; Eurotiales; Aspergillaceae. Bases 1 to 1722 code for a protein of 573 amino acids. Gene Ontology annotation, molecular function: DNA binding; zinc ion binding. The record is from RefSeq and is a predicted model, not a curated record. Gene Ontology annotation, biological process: DNA-templated transcription. The transcript is spliced from 3 exons.
AUGAUGAUUCGCCGUCGCAAAGGUGUGUCGUUAGCCAUUUCUCAAAGGAAGCUGUCUGACGGGGUUAGGAUCGACACUACUGGCGGCACGAAAGAGAUUUUGGGACGUCUGCAUGAGAUUGAGGUCACGCUCAAGGCUUUGUUUGACCAGCUUUCAACCAUAACCGCAUCAUCCCAUGCCGGGCAGGUGCCUACUGAGACCUCUCCACCGCCGCACUCACUGGCCUCUCUGCCAGAGCACCACUCAUGGACAUUCCCAGUGCUCGGGGUUCAACCAAAUUCCCCAGACCUGCCACCCAUGACAAUUCCGGUUAAACACAAAACCUCCUCUAGCUAUUUGCUAAGUCUACCGCCGGUCAAGUCCUUGAUCGGAGAAUACCCACCCGACUUAUUUUUCCGCUUGGAGUCAAAGAAUCCACUCCCCCAGGGUCUGUCAUUCGAUAAGUGGCAACCUCCACAAUCAUCUAUUGAAAUCUCAAGAGAUCUCGCCUCGGAGCUAGUCUCCAUUUUUUUCUCCUCGGUCCAUCAGAAUCACCCGAUCCUGGACCCCGACGAGUUUCGGGACAUCUAUACCAGAUUUGCAGAUAUUGGUCCUGAUACGAGUAUUGAGUCCGCAUUAUGUAUGGUUGUUCUAGCCCUCGGAGCUGUCGCAGCCUCACCAGCAGACUCAUAUAAUUUUGACACUGCACCUGCGGGCGUGGAUUAUAUGCAGCACGCCAUGCACACGCUCCUCUACCAGUCAUCAUGGUCUUUCUCAUCUAGCCUACUGCUACCACAAGCGCUUGUUUUGGCAAGCAUUUACUUCGCCUACAUAGUGCGCCCUCUCCAGAGCUGGCGACUUAUCUACUCCGCCACAACCAUUCUCCAAUUUAAACUCUCAGGAAUCGAUGGUCAUGAUGAGGGGCCCAAGUGGCGAGAGAGCCUGACUCGCCUAUUUUGGUCAUGCUUUUUGAUUGAAUGCGACCGACUCGCUGAGCUCGAGCUUCCAAGGAGUGGAUUGCAGCAGCUGACAGACGAAAUAAGUCUUCCAGAGUGCACAAAUCUUGGAAUGAUGCAGGCAACCUGCUAUCUGGCCGAGAUUUCGAUUCGAAGGUUAUUAAAUCGCAUUCAUGGAUCGCUCUAUCCCCGCAAGAAACACGUAUUGACUUUAUCCUCUACAUCACUGAUGGCGCCGGAUGACUUCUCUAUUGAUGAUGUCUCAUCCAUGAGCGCUGUAUGUGAUGAAUUGCACUCCCAGCUCGAACUGUGGCAUUCGUCAAUACCGGAAACCUUCCGCCCGAAUCUAAAUAUCGGAACCAAUAUACCAGAACUCGAUGAUCGUCGAGAAAUCCUACGGACUCGGUACUUUGCAGCGCGCCAUAUUAUCUACAGACCUUUCGUUCUCUAUAUUGUCACCCACCGGAUGAGCCACGUAUCCGACUCCAUGAUUGCAAAAGCUAGCAUCUGCAUCGAGAGCUGUCGGUCGUACAUCCACAGCGCGACGCAACUCUUGGCAAAGCCAAGUCAGUACACGUGGACAUUCUCUCUGUCAUCUCUCGGUGCCGUUGUUGUUCUCACACUGGCCUCAUUAAAUCCCGUCUUACGAGACCUGGUUCCCGAUAUCGACGAACUCCAAACCCUCGUUCUGAACCGUAUUCGGCCAUGGGCAUUCUCCAGUCUAGAGGCUGUGGUCGCUAUCUUGGAGGACAUGCAAAAGAAGCAGAGACUAUUGUCCCGUGCUUAG